Molecule: messenger RNA, 1527 nt
Organism: Zootoca vivipara (common lizard)
Lineage: Eukaryota; Metazoa; Chordata; Lepidosauria; Squamata; Lacertidae
Gene: KCNG4
Product: potassium voltage-gated channel modifier subfamily G member 4
Biological process (GO): protein homooligomerization; potassium ion transmembrane transport; action potential
Cellular component (GO): voltage-gated potassium channel complex; membrane
Molecular function (GO): delayed rectifier potassium channel activity
Source: RefSeq, a predicted model, not a curated record
AUGCCUAUUCUCUCUGGAGGCAGUGACCAUGACUACAGCUACAAUUCCUGCACUUCCUUGAACCACCUGUUUCCCAUCUCAGUGGUUGAGACUCCCCCCGCCAAAGGGGUUCACUACCAACGGGCCCAGAGGAUUUACCACCCAGAUCAGCUCCGGACAGUCGAUCUGAAGAGGGAGAUCAUGGUCAACGUUGGCGGCAUCAAGUACCUGUUGCCCUGGAGCACCUUGGACGAGUUCCCCGCAUCCCGGCUGAGCAAGCUGAAGUUCUGCAGCAGCUACGAAGAGAUAAUCCAGCUGUGUGAUGACUAUGAUGAAGACACGCAAGAGUUUUUCUUUGACCGGAACCCCAAUGCUUUUGGGGUGAUUGUCAGCUUCCUCACAGCAGGGAAACUGAUGCUCCUCCAUGACACCUGUGCCUUGUCCUUCCAGGAGGAGCUGAAGUACUGGGGGAUCGAGGAGUCCAACUUGGAGAACUGCUGCUUCCGGAAGCUCUUCCAGAAGGCUGAGGAGCUGGCCGAGGUGCGCAGAGAGGAGGAAAUGCAGAUGACCAAAGUGACGGCCUGCGUCCUGGAAGAGGAGACCAAAUCCGGCCAGUUUAUGAGCAAGCUGAGGGACAUGGUGGAAAACCCCCGGUCGGGCCUCCCGGGGAAAAUCUUUGCUUGCCUCUCCAUCCUCUUUGUGGCCACCACAGCAAUAAGCCUUUGUGUCAGCACCAUGCCGGACUUAAGGGAAGAAGAAGACAGGGGUGAAUGUUCCCAAAAGUGCUAUUACAUCUUCAUCAUUGAGACCAUCUGCGUGGCUUGGUUCUCCCUGGAGUUCUGCCUCCGAUUCAUCCAGGCCAAGAGCAAAUGUCAGUUUUUCAAAGGUCCUUUGAACAUCAUUGACUUCUUGGCCAUCUCCCCAUAUUAUGCAUCCCUCAUUGUGCUAGAUGACGAGCCCACUGAGAAGGACAGCAGGCCGAGCGGGAGCUCGUACCUCGAGAAGGUGGGCUUGGUGCUACGGGUCUUACGUGCCUUGAGGAUACUGUAUGUCAUGCGCCUUGCUAGGCACUCUUUGGGAUUGCAGACUUUGGGCCUCACCGUCCGAAGGAGCGCAAGAGAGUUUGGCCUGCUCUUGCUCUUCCUGUGUGUGGCUGUCACCCUCUUUGCCCCCCUGGUCUACCUUGCAGAGAACGAAUCUGGGAAGAUCCUGGAGUUUACCAGCAUCCCUGCCUCUUACUGGUGGGCUAUUAUCUCCAUGACAACAGUGGGCUACGGGGACAUGGUACCCAGGAGCGUCCCGGGCCAGAUGGUUGCCCUAAGCAGCAUCCUGAGUGGGAUACUCAUUAUGGCUUUCCCAGCCACUUCCAUAUUCCACACAUUCUCCCACUCCUACUCCGAGCUGAGGAGGGAGCAUGAGCGGCUACAGUCCCGAAUCAUGAGGCUAAAGAACGCCAACACUUCUGGUGAGAGUGACACACUGAACGAGAGCGAAAGCUUCACUACGGAUGCAACUGGCUCACCCAUCAAGUACAUCUACAAAGGAUAA